ACUUGUUCUUAAUCUUCACUUGCGUUCUGUUUCUGUUCUCUCCUAAUAUAUGAUUAUAUGAAUAAAAAUACUCACAAUUUUAGGCUCCCUUCCUGGAAAAAUUACUGCAAAUUCUCUACUUUUAUCAUUCUUUUCAUUUGAAGCAUGGUCGUUCAGGCAUGUGAGGUGCCAAACGGAUGGCCGUUUGGGCUGGGUAAUAUGAACACGAGACUUAGUCUCGAGGCUGCAAGACAACCAAAUUCUUUCCAUGGUCCUUCUUCAAGCUUUUCUUCGUUCUCAUCAUCCAACUUUGAUACAGAGUCGACAGCAUCGUUCUUCCAAGACAACAGUGUCUCUCUAGGCAGACUAAUUGGAAUCAGACCUCAAGACAACGGUACCUUAUACUUUCCAAGACCCGUAUGCAUACAGGAGCAAACAUCCCGCCGCUCCCAGGAAUCCUAUAACACUCAUCAAACCGACACGUCUAGAGGGGUUUGUGUUCCGAACUUGUUGAACAUUUUAGGCAAGAUCAGCAGAAGUAGAAGUCACUCGAGACAGUGAAGGAUUGAUUUAAAGAUUUAAUACUUUGUCUACUUGAAAAAUUGAUUUAGUUGAGGUUUAUGUUUUUGUCUGUAUAGCUGAUGAUACGACCAAAAAAUAAUAAUAAUAAUAAGUCCAUAACACGAAUCAUGAAUAUGACAUAAAGAAAUGUAUCUUGUCACUUUCAUGGGCGAUAAUAUAUAGAGUGUGUUCACAACAUAAUAAAGAUUGAAUGCUACUAUGGUGUUGUGUGAUUGAUAAUAGAUAAAGUAAUAAGAUGAUUAUCCUCUUUCUAUA
Messenger RNA from Erigeron canadensis, 816 nucleotides. RefSeq lists its product as uncharacterized. NCBI's taxonomy places the organism in Eukaryota, Viridiplantae, Streptophyta, Magnoliopsida, Asterales, Asteraceae. The transcript has 3 exons. The record is from RefSeq and is a predicted model, not a curated record. Bases 145 to 540 code for a protein of 131 amino acids.